This is a messenger RNA of Cylindrotheca closterium, 1026 nucleotides long. NCBI's taxonomy places the organism in Eukaryota, Bacillariophyta, Bacillariophyceae, Bacillariales, Bacillariaceae. The record is from the annotation of a GenBank genome assembly.
AUGCCUAAAGACUGGAACAACUUUAUCGAGCAACAGGUAAACACACCCCUUGCUUUCCGCAACCUGAAAACUGGUGAUGUUAUGAAACAAAAGAGUGGUGUUGUGCACAUCAUAAACCGCGUUGUGACUCCAGCUGUCAACUUGAAGGAUAACGAGGUGGUUGUGGGACCAUCUUUUGUUGCAUCUUCAAAAUUCAUAUCCUUCUUCGAUGAGCAGAAGAGCUUUGAAUAUACUGCGGAGAUGCCAUGUUCCAAAUACGUGAGGGACAAGGCAAUGCUAUAUAUUAACAACGCAUCAGCACACCUUGUUUGUCUCCACUUGACAAAUUUCAUGGAAGACGGGCCAUCAGAGAUGUCAGUUUUCAGAGAUCGGGCGACCAAAACUCGGCUGCUUUUCCAUCAAAUCCAAUCAAUUAUCGAGGAGUCUGUCGCCCUAGGCUACCAAUGUGGUCUCAAGUUGGGUAGGGCGGUCAUCCAAGAUAUUGUUGGAGAUCCAAAGAAAGUCCUUAUCUACAAAUUCAGGAUGACUUCAUCCAAUUUGCCCAUGGACUGCUCAGACGAUGAUUGUCGUGCAUCAGAUGUUCCUCGAACAUUCCCGUUGAAGCUGCAGAAGCCAGAAGAGCGAUCCUUGGAUGUUCGCAAUUUGGAAGCAAAGGCCAAGGGACUCUGGACUGGAGUUGGCGAUCUUAUUGAGGAAUAUGUUCUCUACCGGGUGAAACAUCUCACACAAGGUCUGGACGCAAAAACCAACAAAGCGUUUGUGAGUGGACAAGCCGCGCAUGAGGAGGACAUUAUUGAGUGUGUCUCAGAAGCCAUAGAGGCUAGCUGUCGUCUAGGCCAGCAUGUUGGAUUCCAAAACGGUCAGCAACAAUUCAAGGAAAACAAUGGGUUGGCUGGCAACAAGUGGAUCUAUUCAUUUGUUGAGAAUGGAUCAGACGAUAUGAUCCAGAUUACCACAGCAAAGAAUCGUGAUUACUUUCCAACAGGUUACUUUUCUAUUUGCAGCAACAAGCGCCAAAAGAAGUGA